Molecule: messenger RNA, 1607 nt
Organism: Limulus polyphemus (Atlantic horseshoe crab)
Lineage: Eukaryota; Metazoa; Arthropoda; Merostomata; Xiphosura; Limulidae
Product: Down syndrome cell adhesion molecule-like protein 1 homolog
Exons: 4
Coding region: 754-1497 (247 amino acids)
Biological process (GO): dendrite self-avoidance; homophilic cell-cell adhesion; axon guidance
Cellular component (GO): plasma membrane; axon
Molecular function (GO): cell-cell adhesion mediator activity
Source: RefSeq, a predicted model, not a curated record
UGAAAUCGUUGUUAAAACAACGUAAAAGUUGAAUAAAUGUCUGAUCAAAAAAACUUUAAAAAGUAAUAAUGUAAGGUGCGUAACUCCACUGUGCAUAAAUUUGAAAGUUUCAUAAGUAUAAUAAGAUUGAAAGGAUUUGACAUAUUUUACCAUUUAUCAUUUGAGAAAACCGAUGCAGUGAUUCAAUACUUCGUACCACACAACUGAUUAACUUUUAUACUUCAAUAUGUACAUCAAUUAACGAACAGUAAAAAACAUUCUGUCCAUUGACAAUUUUUAGUAUUUUUAAGUAUGUUAUAGACAUUCGUUGUUUCAGAUUUGCGUCCUCAUGCAAGUCCAUAUUUAUUCAUUUGUCUUUUCACUCUAUAUAAGAUAACCAGAACAAAUUUAGUCAAUGGAAUUUAUGUACAAAACUCUGGAGAUUGAAACUAUCCGAUUGCAAAUUAAAUACACUUGAAGUUUCAAUACUUUGCUGUCAUCUUUACGGAACAAUUUAGUAUUUAUUGCUUCAAACAUUUAACGAUAUGUGGCGCUGUCACAAUAUUACAAAGUAUCUUUUCGUUUGGUCAGAAUCGCCAUAUUCUAAAAGCUCUUCUAAAGAGGCAUGCUGCGUUAUGGUUCUUCCCAUUCCUUAGUUGGUGGAUCUGUAUGGGGUUUUGUAACUCAUUUACUUAUAUAAUUCACAGAAUUAUGGAAUAAAAUGCAUAAUUUGUUCAAUUUUCCAAUCUGAAGUAGAGGGAAAAGAUAUCUGCAAUGAUUCUACUGUCUUGGAAAUGUUCUUUGUGUCAAAUGCUCAUACGAAGAACCCUACAUAUCGUUUUGAUCACUCAUUUCAACGUACUGGUCACCUACGGCUUAGUGCCUGUCAAAAUUCAGCCAUUUUCCUUACCCCAAAUAAUAGAAGAAGGAAAAACAAUACAAAUUACCUGUGGUAUAGAAGAAGGUGAUGAUCCGAUCGAGUUCAGCUGGUUUAAGAACGGGAAGGUCCUUCAAUCAAAAGAACAAUGGACAAUUCACACCAUUGGAAGGCUGUCAGUUUUUAUUAUAAAUAAUGUGAAUACGAAACACAUAGGAAACUACACUUGUAUAGCAACUAACCCAGCGGGGACGGAUAGUUUUUCGUCAGAACUCAAAGUUCGAGGUUCACCUCGUUGGAUACAUGAACCUCAAGACAUUACCGUUGGCAUUGGGGGAAGAGCUUUCAUCAGAUGUUCGGCUUCAGGAUAUCCAAAACCAGAAAUACGUUGGAAAAGAAUCUUAGGGGGCGGGGUAGAUGGUGGCUUUGUGACGUUACCAGAGACAGGUAGAGUCAAAAUGGAUAAAGAUGGCGCUCUCGUCAUCGACAGUGUUCUGUCGGAAGAUGCAGGUUACUAUAGUUGUGAGGCAUCGACCGGAGUCGCAGCAGACAUAAAUAAAAGUGUACUACUAACUGUAAGAGGUGAAAAUACGAGUUUCUCCUUUUUCUUAUUACAACGUAUCGUCCGUACUUUCAUGUAGACCAAAAAAAUGUAACUCUUCAGCAUAUAAAGCAGCGAAAAUUGAACUGUAUGACUUUUGUAAUCUAUACAUUCGUACAAACAUGGUUUAUUAAAGAAGCUACAAACGUA